Molecule: messenger RNA, 1940 nt
Organism: Prosopis cineraria
Lineage: Eukaryota; Viridiplantae; Streptophyta; Magnoliopsida; Fabales; Fabaceae
Exons: 10
Coding region: 166-1686 (506 amino acids)
Source: RefSeq, a predicted model, not a curated record
CAGACCGACCUCGCAUCGCAUCGCAUCGCAUCGCAAUCAUGUAUAAAUCCAGAAAUUUUAGACUCCAUCCAAAACUAAUCCUAACAUGCGGGGGUUUUUAACUUCUUAUUUUUCAAAGGCUAAAAUCAACGAAUUUUAAGCUUCAUUGCCCCAACACCAAAAAUCAUGCUUCUUAACCGCAUUAGCCAUGGAUUUUGCCACCUUGACCCCAAUCUGGAGGCUCUGAGUUUUGCCCGCCGGAGGGUGUCGGUGCCGUUCCGGGCGAGGCCUGUGGCAUUUCUUAAUUGGCUUCGGGGGAGGAAAAACGAUAAGCGGCGGUCGUUAUGCACCGCCGACGAGCUUCACUAUGUCCCUGUUUCCGACUCCGAUUGGAAGCUCGCUCUCUGGCGCUACCUGCCUUCUUCCCAGGCACCUACCAGGAACCACCCACUUUUAUUAUUGUCAGGCGUUGCAACCAAUGCUAUUGGCUAUGAUCUCUCCCCCGAGUCUUCAUUUGCUCGGUUCAUGUCUGCACAAGGAUUUGAUACAUGGACCCUUGAAGUUCGUGGUUCUGGAUUAAGCACGCGCGGAGGUGACUCAGAGGAACAUAUGAACGACCUUGGAGCUUCGUUUGUCUCAGAAACUCCUUCCAUGAAAAUCAGAGAGUCAGAAUAUGAGAUAGUAACUAAAUAUGGGGAACUACCACCAACACCGAAGAUGAUGGAUGUCUCUACAAGAUUAUCCAAUAAAUUUUCAGACGUUAUCAGUGGGGAUUUGCGGGGAAUGAGGCAAAAUUCUACUAUUGCUAGUCAAAUCAGGGAUUUGAAACGUCAGCUUCAGACUACUACUGGAGGGGAUCAGCCAUUAUUCCCAGCGCACGUUUUGGAGCUGCAAGAACGUCUUAUAGCCUCCAUGCAGGAAUUUCAGGAACAACUUGAGCUGGUUACGAAUAAUGAUUGGGACUUCGACCAUUACCUGGAAGAGGAUGUGCCUGCUGCGAUGGAGUAUAUAAGGAAUAAAUGCCAACCGAAGGAUGGAAAAGUGCACGCUAUUGGUCACUCAAUGGGGGGUAUCCUGUUAUAUGCAACUCUCUCACGCUGUCGUUUUCUUGGAAAGCAUUCUGGGCUGGCAUCAGUUGUUACAUUGGCAUCGUCACUUGACUAUUCACCGUCAAGAUCAUCUCUCAAGUUGCUUUUACCACUGGCGGAGCCUGCUCAGGCAUUAAAGAUUCCUGUUAUUCCAGUAGGGCCAAUACUUGCUGCCGUUUAUCCUCUCGCGAACUAUCCUCCUUAUGCUUUAUCAUGGCUAAAUUAUCAGAUUUCGGCUCAAGAAAUGGAUCAAAAGCUGUUCCAAAAACUUGUUUUGAACAACUUCUGUACAAUACCUUCUAAGCUUCUCUUACAGUUAAAAUCAGUUUUCGAGAAGGGUGGUUUAUGUGAUAGGAGUGGUACUUUCUUCUACAAAGAACAUCUCCCAAAGAGCAAGGUGCCUAUCUUAGCAGUCGCUGGUGACCAAGAUCUAAUCUGCCCUCCCGAAGCUGUAUACGAAACGGCUAAGCUUGUUCCUGAAGACUUGAUUACCUAUAAGGUUUUUGGUGAGCCCGGAGGUCCACACUAUGCCCACUAUGACUUGGUGGGGGGUCGUAAGGUUGCAGAUCAAGUGUAUCCAUGUUUAAUAGAGUUUCUCAUUCACCAUGACAUGGAUUAGCCCAUUUCUCCUCUUAGAUGACAUGCGCAUCUUUUCUUUCUUUUUUAACUAUACUUCAAAAAGAUGACAGGAUCAGUUCUUUGCAGAGAAGAUACCCCUUCGAGAUCCUGUGUGUGUGUGUGUUUUAUAUAAUAUAUGAUCCAAGGCAAAGAAAGACUUUCCGUUGUAUAUAUUAUUAGCCCAACCCAACACUUGAAGUCCAUAAAGUUGUAAAGAGAACGUGAAUGACAUUGAAUAUGAAGCACUUACAAACA